CGGGCUCCGCUCCCCGCCCCGCUCCGCCCUCAGAGCCGGGGCCGCCCCUUCCCGCCCGGGGAAGCGGGGCCGGGUGCUGUCCCAUGGCAGCUGCCCCAGCAGAGAGCUCCAGCAGCCACGGGAAGGGGCUGGGGUUGAGCCACAGUCACAGCAGCUCUGCCUUAGACUAUUCAGGGGACGCCUUUGAGUCCUUCAGUGAAGAGCAGGAGAGUGAAGCACCUGGAUCCUGGUGUUCCACAGAGGAUUUGGAGAGGGCAGCUGUGUCAGAGGCUUUGGAAAGCUCAUCAUCACUGGCAGGCCAAAGUCCUUCAGAGGAGGAGUUUGAAGCAGUGGAUCCUGCAGCUGUGGAAAGAGCUGCCAUAGGAAAAUGGAUUGAUGCCAUGAGAAAAUGGAUUGAUCUGAAAAAUAAAGACACUGGGAUUAGGCCAGACAAAUCUGCCAUCAGAACUCCUGCUGCAGUUGCUGAGCUGUCCCAUGGAGAGCUGGCUGCUCUCAGCUCUUUCUGCAGCAGGAGGAUCAGCAGCAUGCAGCAGGAGCAGGCAGGGAAGGGCAGGAAGCUGCAGUGGGGAGGCCCAGCAAGGCACACUGAGACACCAGAUUCCUGUGCUGUUCCUGCCCAGCUGAUGAACAGGAUCCUGCUGGAAAACACCAUGGAGGCUGUGAAACAGGUGACAGAAGCUGAAAUCCAUGAGACUUCAACCUGUCCUGACUGCCAGCAGAAGGAGGCAGAGCUGGCCAAGGUUGCCUUUCUCAGGCAAAAAAAGACUCUGCUGGAAGGUGCUUUAAUCCAAGAGAAAUUGGAAGAAAAGUUUUACUCCAGGGACAUGCUCUCACUUCUAGGAGAAGCACUCAGAAGCUUUCCCAAACCUUCAGUGGAUCCCAGGGAUUUGUGGCAAAGGCUGAAGGGUCAGGAGUGGAAAGACUGAAUGAGCCAUAACUCCAGUGGGUGAAGAACUGGAGAGAGCCUCCUGUGGGCAGUCAGCUCCAGAAUUCCAAUGAUUUUGGAUCUGAGCUGCUCUGGCAGUGAUGGAUUGGCUGCUGCUUUAAUAUUCCUGCAGGUGGAACCAGAUCUGCCUGGCUGGGGUAUGAGUCAACCCUUCUUCCUUCCCCAGUGCAAAUGUUGCAAUAUAUUGUAAUCUGUCUUCAUAGGUUUCUCAAAUUCCAGAAGCCAACAGUUUCCAUUAUUAAUCUGGCCAGCCAGAAGUAUUGUUUUUUGUGGGAUUACUGUGGGAUUGCAGAGCAGCUCCCAGCUGCUGCCAUCCAUAAGGAAAAUAAAUGAUUCCAUUUGCCAGGGCAGGGAGGUGUAAUUACUGCAUUUCAGCUCAGGCUUUGCCCACUGCCACAUGGUAAAUUGAAAGUGAGCCCCAGGUGGAGGACAAAAAGCAAAGUUAACUAUAAAAAGCAGUAGAAUGAAAUGCAGUAUUUAUAGAAGGGAAAUAAUGAGGUUGUAACAGAAAUUAAUCAGCAGGACUGGGGAUGCCAAUGGCUUGAGAAAUGAUAAUAAAUUAAUCAUGGAAUCUAUAUAGGAUAGAGAGAAAAAAUCAACAGAUUAAAACUGGGAUAAGAAUUGCAAGAAAAUAUUUUGGAAUUUGUUGUAAUUUUUCAAGAUGAUGAAGUCACCGUUAUUCAAAGAUUGGAUCUGGGGUUCAGUACACAUCCAAAUAAAAUGGAAUUGUGCUGGGAAUCUUUGGGUAAGACAAUGAAAUCAUCCUCACUGUGGCCUCCAAAGCCCGGUGCUGCUCUGUGGGCACCUCUGCAGCCCUUUGUGGUCAAGGCUGACAGCAGGGGCUCAGCCCCUUGCUCCAGCCAUGGCCUGACUCUCCUCAGCCUCCCAUUUCCUGAUUUCUCUGCAUUCCCAUCUCUGUGGAAGUCUUGGAGGGAUAUCCCUAUCUAUGAACCCACACUGUAUUUUUGUGCCAAAGCAGAGAGAAUUAAAUCCCCCUGUUGCAUUUUCUUCCCUCAUUUUGGGACAAGAGCCCUCACUGCUGAAGUGGGGUUUGUGUUUCAUGGAGUUGUUUCCCUCCCCGUGCUCUGUGUUGUUUAUCAGAGUCCUUGAGGGCUGUUUAGCUUCUUGUUCUCACUUCUCACAAACCAAUGGAAAACCUGGUGGGAAAUGCUGGGAUAUAAACAGAAGUAUUAGCCAAGGUCUGCCUUCUGCUGCUUAAGAAUCUGCUCUGAGUGAUUUCCCUGGGAGUGGAUCCUGAGUAGGUCAAGCACCAGGUGGGAGCCCAGCCCAGUCCUGAGUGACUCAGAGCUGCUUGUCCCUGCAAACAGCUUUAACUGUCCAUCAAAAAUAUUCCCCCAAAAGCAUCCCCUUUUGAAUUGUCCCUGCAGAGCACCUGGGUAAUGAAUAAACUCUGCUUGUUCCUUCCUGUUGCUCUGGAAUCCUUAGAAAUGUUUAAGUCCCUUAAAUUUCCUGCCUUCCAAUCUCUUCAUGGAUGCCCCACCUCUGUUCCUUACUUGUUUUGGUCUGCACUCCCUGGUUCUCUGAGCCUUUGGAAGUCUGCAAACGCUGGGAAAGGCACCCAGAAUUUCAGGUGGAGCCUUAGAAGGGCUGUCAGGUGUACAGGGAGGUGAUCAGGAACGGAAUCCUUUGAAAAUGUCAUUUUGUAGCACAGAUUUCAGCCCUUGCAGACCCACAAAAAGUGACUUCCAUGCACAUGUUGAUAUUUCUGUUUUCAGAACAUAGACGCUUUCUAGAGCUACUGAAAUUUCUUUGCAGCUGCUGUCAUGGCUUUCUGUAAAUCCUGAACUGUGAGUUAUUUGGGUUAUGUGUCUGACAGUAUUUGUCUGUGGAAAAGCAGCCUGCUCACACACAGUGCCUGCACAGUUCUCGUUUGUUUGCAUAAAUGUUACAAACAGAACUCAGGUAACUCCUCAGGAAAAUCAAAGCAGAUUUUGCUGAUGGCUGUUGGAUGCAUUUUCCUGCUGCUCACUACAGUUGUUUCAUUCUUUUAUCAGCAAUGACUCUGAGUGUUUUCUUUAGCAGCUCUUAGAGAUAUGCAAUGGAAUGAAUGAUCCGAGCCCCUAAAUAAUUUAUUUCCUAAUCCUGCACUUUUUGAGGCUGGAGAUCCAAAACUCUGCCAGGAAGGAUGUGGGAAAGAGGGUGUAUGAUGUAUCUUCCUUUUUCCCUUUCCAGGAGCUCCUCCCUCCAGCAGCAGAUUUUUCUUUUGAUCCAAAGAAACCUCAAAACUCUGGUCAAUGAAUAUUGACUCAUCUGCUGCCUGGUUUGUGCUUGCUGGGGCAUAAAAGGAGCAGGGUGGCUCAAGAGGGAUUCCUUGGGAAAAGCAGCUGUGGCUGUGAAACAAAUCAAUCUGCCUCUUCAAAGUGCUCUGCAGCUUUGCCUUUGUGGUUUUCAUGCCACCCAGAGUUGGAUGAUUUAAUCUUCUGGAUGAUUGCUGAUGUGGGGUUCAUUGCUCUGAGCUCUGUGGUAACAGAGAAGGUUUCUCCCAUCUCAGUUGUUUCAUGCUCUGUGUAUGCUGAUAUCCACUUUUGGGGUGUUGGAUUUUAGAACUGACUCUUUGGAGAAACUUACAUUCCUCACAUUAUCAUUACAGCUUCCCAUGGGCUGGAGCACUGUAACUUUCCCUUUCAUUUGCUCCAGCUUUAUGAAAAACCACCCUGCACUCCAGGCUCCCUCAUUCCUUGUCUUCUUUCCAGCCCUCUCUUCAGCUCUGGGAGUUUGUAUCUCUAGGAAAAACUUCCAUCUCAGUCCCAGCAGGCUGCUAGCCCAGCUCUGAGUGGGAAUGAACUUUCAGUGUCAUUAAGUCCCUGGAUAUGAGCUGGCAACAGAGCUGAACAUUCACAAACGGCCUGUUCUGGUGGCAGGCCCUGCCCAUGGCAGGGGUGGCACUGGAUGAGCUUUAAGGUCCCUUCCAAGUCAAACCAUUCCACAAUUCUGGGAUAUUCGAGUUUGGAUUUCCAGCUACUGAGGAAAUCCUUUGUGGUCCCACUGGUCCAGUGUAGGAUCACAGAAAAGUCUGGAUUGGAAGAGACCUUCCAAAGGCCCCCUAACCUCCCCUGCCAUAGCAGGGACACCUUCCAAUAUCCCAGGAUGAUCCAACCUGGCCUUAGACACUUUCACGGAUCCAGGGGCAGCCACAGCUUCUCUGGGAAUUCUAUUCCAGGGCCUGCCUACCCUCAGUGUAAAAACCUUCUUGUAUCUGGUCUAAACCAACCCUCCUGCAGGUAAAACCAUUCUCCCUUGUCCUGAGGACACAGGGCCUGCUGAGAGCCGUGCCCCAUCUCUCCUGCAGGCCCAGGUACAGGAAUGUUUCCCUGGAGCCUUCCCUUCUCCAGCUGAACACUCCCAACACUUGGGUUCUCCUCAGGGGAGAGGGGCUCCAGCCCUCAGAGCACCUUUGUGGCCUCAUUCCAUUAAUCCUGAGUCUUUUCUCUGAAGUUACAGGAAAAUAUGAAAUGCUCCAGGCCCCUCAUUGCCUCCUCAGAAAUUCCCCUCUUGGGGUUGGGGUGUGGUGAGACUUGGGUAUUUUUUUAGUUCUGUUUUUUACCACGGCCAGUUUGAUGAGGUUCCAAGAAAAGGAGCUGAACUCAUUUCUUCGUAUUGGGAACUUGACAAAAGUUUUCAGCUGGUGGCACCAAGGAUGAGAGCUGGUGUUCCCUGAGUGCAGUUCCCCCAAACCAUCCAUGUAUCCUCCAGCAAGAGCUGCAGUGCUCCCAGCUCUGCAUCCUUCAAGCAUUUUCCAAUCUCCUUGCAUUCCUCAAGCUGUGGUUUUAUUACCACUGGAUGUGAUUUUCAGAGAGUGACUUGAUUGUGCCCCAGAGGGAGGCACUGGGUGUAUGCAGAUCAGCCCUGCCUGCCCUGGGGCUGCUUUCCUGACUGCUCUGCCUUUAAAUGAUGGCAAAACAGAUAUUAAUCCUAUCAACUACACAUUUGCAUUGUUUUCAUGCAACUAUUUGUCCUUUUUUUUUCUCCACAACUGAUUUUGAAGAUCUUUGGCAGCACUGACAACACCAGGGUGUGGAUGGGAGAUGAGGGGGAGUGGAUUCCUUCUGUCAGGGUCCUCCAUCUUCCAGAUUACCCAAAUAAUUGAUCCGGGUACUUAAAAAAAACCCCAAACAUUUUCCAGCUUCUGGGCAUGGAUAUUCACUGCUUAUUUAUUCAUUUAUUUAUUCUGUAAUAAAAUAGUACUGCUUUCACAGA
Vidua chalybeata is the source of this 5164-nucleotide messenger RNA. It is a transcript of the gene C14H8orf48, whose product is annotated as chromosome 14 C8orf48 homolog. Lineage: Eukaryota; Metazoa; Chordata; Aves; Passeriformes; Viduidae. The record is from RefSeq and is a predicted model, not a curated record. The transcript is spliced from 6 exons. Bases 84 to 926 code for a protein of 280 amino acids.